This is a messenger RNA of Agelaius phoeniceus (red-winged blackbird), 3701 nucleotides long. The record is from RefSeq and is a predicted model, not a curated record. NCBI's taxonomy places the organism in Eukaryota, Metazoa, Chordata, Aves, Passeriformes, Icteridae.
UUUUCUCCCCUCUCUCCAGCAGUGCCCUCCAAGCCGGGGCUCCUCCGCGGUUCCCAACGCCUCCCAAGGCUCCUCCCCGGCUCCCCCGGCCCCCGCGGCUCCCCCGGUUCCGGGCCUGGCGCCGCCGUUGCCCUUCGGGGCUCCCGGCCCGGGGGCUCCGGAGCUGCUGGUGCCGCCCGCGGUGACCGUGGUGCCCCCCGUGCCGCCCCGCCCGCCCCGGCCCCGCCCGCCCCGGCCGCGCCCGCCCUGCAGCCCCACCCCGCCCGUCAUCCCCACGCCCGCCCAGCCCGUCAAGACAAAGAAGGGCGUGAAGAGGAAAGCAGACACCACCACUCCCCACCACCAUGGACCCCAUCCACGAGUCGUCCUCGCUGCCCGCCGAGCCCAAGGCCGCCAAGCUGGGCCCGCGGCGCGAGGGCGGCCGGCCCCUCAAGCCCCCCAAGAAGGAGAUGCCGGACUCGCAGCAGCACCCGCUGGAGCUGCGCGGCUCCAAGGCCUCGGAGCAGCUCAAAUACUGCGGCGGCAUCAUCAAGGAGAUGUUCGCCAAGAAACACGCGGCCUACGCCUGGCCCUUCUACAAACCCGUGGACGUGGAGGCGCUGGGGCUGCACGACUACUGCGACAUCAUCAAACACCCCAUGGACCUCAGCACCAUCAAGUCCAAGCUGGAGGGCCGGGAGUACCGCGACGCUCAGGAGUUCGCGGCCGACGUGCGGCUGAUGUUCUCCAACUGCUACAAGUACAACCCCGCCGACCACGAGGUGGUGGCCAUGGCCCGCAAGCUCCAGGACGUGUUCGAGAUGCGCUUUGCCAAGAUGCCGGACGAGCCGGAGGAGCCGGUGAUCCCCGCCUCGUCCCCCGUGGUGGUCCCGCCCCCCACCAAGGUGGCCCCGCCCUCGUCCAGCGACAGCAGCAGCGACAGCUCCUCCGACAGCGACAGCUCCUCCGACGACUCCGAGGAGGAGCGGGCGCAGCGCUUGGCCGAGCUCCAGGAGCAGCUCAAGGCCGUGCACGAGCAGCUGGCGGCGCUGUCCCAGCCCCAGCAGAACAAACCAAAGAAGAAGGAGAAGGACAAGAAGGAGAAGAAGAAGGAGAAGCACAAAAAGAAGGAGGAGCUGGAGGACACCAAGAAGAGCAAAGCCAAGGAGCCGCCCCCCAAGAAGGCCAAGAAGAGCAACAGCAACAGCAGCGCCUCCAGCAAGAAGGAGCCGGCGCCGGUGAAGCCCAGCAAAGCCGCGCCCGCCUACGAGUCGGAGGAGGAGGAGAAGUGCAAGCCCAUGUCCUACGAGGAGAAGCGGCAGCUGAGCCUGGACAUCAACAAACUGCCCGGGGAGAAGCUGGGCAGGGUCGUGCACAUCAUCCAAUCCCGGGAGCCCUCGCUCAAGAACUCCAACCCCGACGAGAUCGAGAUCGACUUCGAGACGCUGAAGCCGUCGACGCUGCGCGAGCUCGAGCGCUACGUCACCUCCUGCCUGCGCAAGAAGAGGAAACCCCCAGAGAAGCUCGACGUCCUGGCCGGCUCCUCCAAGCUCAAGGGCUUCUCCUCGUCCGAGUCGGAGUCCAGCAGCGAGUCGAGCUCCUCGGACAGCGACGACUCGGACUCAGAAAUGGCGCCGAAGUUGAAGAAAAAAGGGCACUCGGGGCGGGAGCAGAAAAAGCACCACCACCACCACCACCCCGCGGCGCCAUCGCAGCCGCAGCCCGUCCCGCCGGCGCUGCCGCAGCCGCCGCAGCCGCCUCAGCCCGUCCCGCCGCCCGCCGCGCCCCUGAAGGCGUCGCCGCCGCCGCCGCCGCCCUUCGUGCCCGCGCAGGUGCCCGUCCUGGAGCACCCCUUGCCGGGCACCAUGUUCGACACCAUGGCCCACUUUGGCCAGCCCAUCCUGCACCUGCCCCAGCCCGAGCUGCCGCCCCCGCCCCACCUGCCCCCGGCGCCGCCCGAGCACAGCACCCCGCCCCACCUCAACCAGCACGUGGUGUCUCCUCCAGCUUUGCACAACGCUCUGCCUCAGCAGCCCUCGAGGCCCAGCAACCGGGCGGCGGCGCUGCCCCCGAAGCCUCCGCGGCCGCCGGCCGUGUCCCCGGCGCUGCCGCCGCCGCCGCCGCCGCAGCCGCUGCUCCCGCAGCCGCCGCUGCCGCAGCCGCCGCAGGUGCUGCUGGAGGACGAGGAGCCGCCGCCGCCGCCGGUGCCGCCCGCGCCGGUGCCGCCGCCGCCGGUGCCGCCGCCGCACCACAGCCUCCCCCUGAGCGCCAGCCAGAUGCAGCUGUACCUGCAGCAGCUGCAGAAAGUGCAGCCGCAGACUCCGCUUCUCCCUUCAGUGAAGGUCCAGUCGCAGGCGGCGCCGCAGCCGCAGCCGCCGCCGCCGCCGCCUCCCCCGGCGCAGCUGCCGCCGCCGCCGCCGCCGUCGGCGCAUCCCGCGGUGCAGCCGCUGCAGCCGCCGCCGCCGCCGCCGCGCCCGCUGCACCUGCAGCCGCCCCUGCCCUUCCCCGCGCACCUGGCGCAGCCGCCGGCGCCGCCGCAGCCGCCGCAGCAGCCGCAGCCGCAGCCGCCGCAGGUGCAGCAGCAGCAGCAGCAGCAGCAGCAAUCGGCCAAAGCGCAGCAGGUCAUCCAGCACCACCCGUCACCGCGGCAACACAAAAACGACCCCUACGGCAGCGGUCACCUGCGGGAAGCCCCCUCCCCCCUCAUGAUGCCUUCCCCACAGAUGCCGUUCCAGGGCCUCGUGCCUCAGUCGCCCCCUCAGCAAAACAUCCAGCCAAAAAAACAGGAGCUGCGAGCGGCCUCGGUGGUGCAGUCGCAGCCGCUCGGGGCGGGCAAGGAGGAGAAGCUGCACUCGCCCGUGAUCCGCACCGAGACCUUCAGCCCCCCCCUGCGCCAGGAGCCCCCCAAGGGCCACCCCGAGGGCAUCAAAGCGGCCCCGCACCUCCCCCAGCGGCCGGAGCUGAAGGCGCUGGAGGGCGGGGGAGGGGCGCGGGCCGUGAUUCGUCCCCCGGAGCCGACCCCGCCCCCCCCGGACAAGGAGCGGCAGAAAACGGAGCCCAAAACCCCCGUGGCCCCCAAAAAGGACCUGAAGAUCAAGAACAUGGGCUCGUGGGCCUCGCUGGUGCAGAAGCACCCGGCGGCGCCGGCGGCCGCGGCCAAGUCCUCGAGCGACUCCUUUGAGCAGUUCAAGCGGGCGGCGCGCGAGAAGGAGGAGCGCGAGAAGGCCCUCAAGGCCCAGGCCGAGCAGGUGGAGCGCGAGAAGGAGCGGCUCAGGAGGGAGCAGGAGAGGAUGAGGUCCCGUGAGGACGAGGAGGCCCUGGAGCAGGCCCGGCGGGUGCACGAGGAGGUUCGGCGGCGCCAGGAGCAGCAGCAGCAGCAGCAGCAGCCGCCGGCGGCCCCGGGCUCGGUGUCGGUGCCCGGCUCGGUGCCGGUGCCCGGCUCGGUGUCCGUGCCCGGCUCGGUGCCCGCGGCCUCGGCGGCGUCGGCGGCGCCGCAGCCCCCGGGCCCGGGCGGCUCCUCCCAGGCCAUGCUGGACCAGCAGCGGGAAAUGGCCCGGAAAAGGGAGCAGGAGAGGAGGCGCAGGGAAGCGAUGGCGGCGACGAUCGACAUGAACUUCCAGAGCGACCUCUUGGCCAUUUUCGAGGAGAAUCUUUUCUAGGAGAGGCGACUCCGGCCGGGAAUUUUGACUUUUCCCAAAAAAAAAAAAGAAAAAACAGAAAAA